This is a messenger RNA of Jaculus jaculus (lesser Egyptian jerboa), 3196 nucleotides long. RefSeq names its product ubiquitin like modifier activating enzyme 7 (gene Uba7). Gene Ontology annotation, cellular component: nucleus; cytoplasm. NCBI's taxonomy places the organism in Eukaryota, Metazoa, Chordata, Mammalia, Rodentia, Dipodidae. Gene Ontology annotation, molecular function: ISG15 activating enzyme activity. The coding region runs from base 107 to 3100 and encodes 997 amino acids. The transcript is spliced from 24 exons. The record is from RefSeq and is a predicted model, not a curated record. Gene Ontology annotation, biological process: DNA damage response; ISG15-protein conjugation.
UUUGGUCCCUGCUCUCCUUAGUGACAAGCCCUACCGGUGCCUCUUUCCAUUCCGAGACCACAGCUGUUGAGCACCACGACCUAUCCAGCUCCAGGCAGGACCAAGGAUGGAUGAGGAGCUGUACUCCAGGCAACUGUAUGUGCUGGGCCUGCCUGCUAUGCAGAGAAUCCAAGGAGCCAAGGUCCUGCUGUCUGGCCUGCAGGGUCUUGGGGUUGAGGUGGCCAAGAACCUGGUCCUAAUGGGUGUGGGUAGCCUCACUCUGCACGAUCCCCAUCCCACUUGCUGGUCUGACCUGGCUGCCCAGUUUUUCCUCUCAGAAGAGAACUUGGGAAGGAGCAGGGCUGAAGCCUCUCAAGGACCCUUGGCUCAGCUCAAUGACACUGUCCAGGUCUCUGUCCAUACAGGUGACAUCACUGAGGACCUACUACGCCAUUUCCAGGUGGUGGUGCUGACGGCCUCGAAGAUGGAGGAGCAGCUGAAGGUGGACACCUUGUGCCACAAGCAUGGAAUCUGUUUUCUGAUGGCUGAUACACGGGGCCUUGUGGGGCAGUUGUUCUGUGACUUUGGUGAAAAUUUCACUGUGGAGGACCCCACAGAGGCGGAACCCAUGACAGCUGCCAUCCAGGACAUCUCCCAGGGAUCCCCAGGCAUUGUCACUCUGAGAGGAGACACCAGAAGACAUUCCUUCUGUGAUGGCGACAUGGUGACUUUCUCAGGCAUCGAGGGCAUGGUUGAACUCAACAGCUGUCCUCCACAGCCCAUCCAUUUGCAGAAGGACGGGUCUUUGGAGAUUGGGGACACAACGACUUUUUCUCGUUACCUGCGUGGUGGGGCUAUCAUUGAAGUCAAGAAAUCCAUGACUGUGAGGCAUGAACCCUUGGAUACAGCCUUGCUCCGGCCCCGUUUGGUAACUCAGAGCCCACGGGAAGUCCACCGUGCCCGCUGUCUGCAUCAGGCCUUCCGAGCACUGCACCAGUUCCAGCAGCAGCAUCACCGGCUGCCGAAGCCCUGGGAUGCUGUUGAUGCAGAGACCGUGGUGGGCCUGGCCCAGGACCUGGAACCACUAAAAGGGACAAAAGAAGAGUUGCUGGAUGAGGCUUUACUGCGGACAGUUGCUCUGACCAGCGCUGGUAGCUUGAGCCCCAUGGCAGCCAUUUUGGGAGGAAUAACUGCCCAGGAAGUCCUGAAGGCAAUCUCCAGGAAAUUCAUGCCCCUGGACCAGUGGCUUUACUUUGACGCCCUUGAAUGCCUUCCGGAAGACGAGGAGCUCCUUCCCAAUCCUGUGGACUGUGCUCCGAGAGACUGCCGCUACGAUGGACAAAUCGCGGUGUUUGGGGCCAGUUUUCAAGAAAAACUGAGCCACCAGCACUACUUCUUGGUAGGUGCUGGUGCCAUUGGCUGUGAAACCCUCAAAGGCUUCUCUCUAGUGGGCCUGGGAGCCGGAGGCCGGGGAGGCGUGACUGUUGCCGACGCGGACCAUAUAGAGCGAUCGAACCUUAGCCGUCAGUUCCUCUUCAGACCCCAGGAUGUCGGGAGACCCAAGGCAGAAGUGGCUGCAGAAGCUGCUCAGGGUCUGAAUCCAGACCUGCACGUGACUCCACGACCCCACCCACUGGAUCCCACCACAGAGCACAUCUAUGGGGACAACUUCUUCUCCCGGGUGGACGGUGUGGUUGCUGCCCUGGACAGCUUUCAGGCCCGACAUUAUCUUGCCGCUCGAUGUACCCACUAUUUGAAACCACUGCUGGAGGCAGGCACACAGGGCACCCGGGGGAGUGCGUCAGUGUUUGUGCCACAUGUGACGGAAGUCUACAAAGGUCCUUCCUCAGCUGAAGUUUCUGAGGAUGCCCCCUAUCCUGUCUGCACCAUGCGACACUUCCCUAGCACAGCUGAGCAUAUCCUGCAGUGGGCUCGGGAUGAAUUUGAGGGACUCUUUAGACUGUCUGCAGAGACCAUCAACCGCUGCCAACAGACAUGCCCUUCCCUAGCAGAUACGGAUAGGCUACAGAUACUGCCCUUACUGCAGCAGGUGCUGGGUGUCCUCAGGGUGCGCCCACAGACCUGGCAAGACUGUGUGGUGUGGGCCCUUGGCCACUGGCAACUAUGCUUCCACGAUGGCAUCAGAGAGCUGCUGAGACGUUUCCCACCUGAUAAAGUGCUUGAAGAUGGGACUCCGUUCUGGUCAGGACCUAAACAGUGUCCUCAGCCUCUGCAGUUUGACCCCAGCCAAGACAUGCAUUUCCUGUACGUGCUGGCAGCUGCCAACCUGUAUGCCCAGAUGCAUGGGCUUCCUGGUUCACGAGAUCAGACCGCGCUCAGGGAGCUGCUGGAGUUGCUAUCCAAGUCCCAACUCCUGAACCCCAAUUCUGCUAGCAACCUAGAGCUGGCUUGGACUCCUGCUGAGUUUGGCCCUGAGCACUUGAGGGAACUACAGAAAGUCCUGGAAGUGUGGAGCAAGGGCCCUCCUUUGAAGCCUCUGCUGUUUGAAAAGGAUGGUGACAGCAACUUCCAUAUGGACUUUGUGGUAGCGGCAAGUUACCUGAGAUCUCAGAACUAUGGGAUCCUACCGGUCAGCCAAGCUCAGAUCAAGCAAAUCGUGGGCCAGAUUAUCCCAGCCAUUGCUACCAGUACCGCUGUCGUGGCAGGGCUGCUGGGCCUGGAGCUGUAUAAGUUGGUGAGCGGAGCUCGGCCACUUGGUGCCUUUCGUCACAGCUAUUUGCACCUAGCUGAAAAUCACUUCAUACGGUUGGUUCCUUCUGCUCCAGCCAACCAGACGUUUCACCACCUAAAGUGGACCUGUUGGGACCGCCUGAAGGUACCCGCUGGGCAGCCUGAGAAGACGCUGAAGUCCCUGCUGGCCCAUCUCGAGGAGGAGCACGGGCUAAGGGUGAGACUGCUGCUGCGUGGCCAGGCCCUGCUCUAUUCAGCGGGAUGGCCAGCUGAAAAGCAGAGCCAGCACCUGCAUCUCAGGGUGACAGAACUGGUUCAGCAAGUGACGGGCUGGGUGCCUGAGCCUGGGCUGCGGGUACUAGUGCUGGAGCUGAGCUGUGAGGAUGAGGACGACGAAGCUGCCUUCCCACCUCUGCAUUAUGAGCUGUGACAAGGCAGCCGACACACCACCUCUCUGCUCUAACGAACUGCAUGAAAAGCCCUGCAUCUCCAGCCUGCAGGAGACAAUAAAUGCUUGUUGAAUGAA